Messenger RNA from Oncorhynchus masou masou (cherry salmon), 1893 nucleotides. RefSeq names its product protein SLC31A2-like. The record is from RefSeq and is a predicted model, not a curated record. The coding region runs from base 201 to 683 and encodes 160 amino acids. The transcript has 4 exons. Gene Ontology annotation, cellular component: plasma membrane. NCBI's taxonomy places the organism in Eukaryota, Metazoa, Chordata, Actinopteri, Salmoniformes, Salmonidae. Gene Ontology annotation, molecular function: copper ion transmembrane transporter activity. Gene Ontology annotation, biological process: copper ion transmembrane transport.
GUGAUAUUUAACGUCACAUGGGGGCGGACUCAUGCUGUUGAUGGUAGCCUACAGCCCUGCGAUCAAAACAAGUAUAAGUGGAACGCAGUUAAUUUACUGGGGAAAACAUGUCUGCAGUUCGCUGUCUUUUGUGAUGGGGAGUCGAAGGACCUGAGGAUUCCCCCAUAAAAUUCUUAUUUAUCUGCUCAAGUUGAUAAAUCAUGUCGAUGACCUUCGAGGCAGGGAGUAGAGUGACGCUGCUGUUUGACUUCUGGGAUGUGCGCGGACCCGCAGGGAUGGUGCUGUCUGUCUUUGUGGUCCUCCUGUUGACUGUGUUCUACGAGCUGCUGAAGGUGUGGAAGGUCCAGCUGGGAAAGCCCUUAGAGCAGCCCACUCAGCCAGCCUUCCCACGGCCUUUCCCCCCUCCCCUCCACUCCUCAGACUGCCAGGGAAGCAGCGCUGUGAUUGCCAGUAGCCUCUCAGAGUCUUCUCUGGCCUCCACGGAACAGGCUGUUCCCACUCCCUCCCCCAUGAACAGAUGGCGUCUCCAUGGUAUCCAGACAGCCAUGCACAUCCUGCAGGUGACUCUGGGCUACAUACUGAUGCUGUGUGUCAUGUCCUACAACACCUGGAUCUUCCUAGGGGUCAUCUUGGGCUCGGUCCUGGGAUACUUCAUAUGGUUCCCACUACUGAGUCAAAUCUGAUCAAACAAUGGAAUCGAAAGUUCUUUUCCUGGACUAUAGAUCUACAGGGACUAGCUAUCCCAUACCUGUUGGUCAAAGAUUUGAUCUGAAGAGCAUAUCGUAGAAACUCCCAUGGUGUAUGUCAUUCUGACUGUUGUGCACUGAUGCGCAAUAGAUCUCCCUGUGACUGUGUCGCUUAUCAAGUUACCUGAAGUGGAAGGUUGUUCCAGCAUUUCUUCCCUACUUAUACAUGAUCUUAAUUAAAAAGCAAGAUGGAGACUUCCAUAUAGUGACACAGAUGUACACAGAGUACAGCCUAGGAGUGAUUGAGCCACGAUACCUUUUUUAUCAAAGUUUUAUGAAGUUUUACAUUGUGUUCAAGCAAGGCAACUGUUACUAUGUACUACACAUCCACAGUCAUCAUUUUGACCAGGGCCCGUGAGUAGCUACAGGGCUUGAGUUCAAUGUUGUCAACCUGUGGUUACUUGACUUAAGGCAGUGCUGCCAAACCCUCUUCCCGGAGAUCUACUGUCCUGAAGAUUUUCAGUCCAACCUUUAUUUAGAGUAUCUGAUUCAGCCGGUUAAGGUCUUGUUGAGCAGCUAAUUAGUAGAAUCAGGUGUGUUUAAAUUAGGGUUGGACUGAAAACCCACAGGACUGUAGAUCUCCAGGAAGAGGGUUGGGCAGCCCUGACCUAAGGUUUGUCAUUCUUCCAUUUCACUCCAAGGUCAGACUUCCAGCCAGCACUCUAGUCACAAGACAACAUUGAGGAAUUGCCACCUUGAUAGCACAGAAGCAUGUGAUGGAGUAUUGUAAACUCCAUAGAUACUGCAUGUCAGGCUCAUUGGGAAACAGAUUGUUCUCCUCUGUAUUUCAGAGCAAUAGAACAGAAUCUGGUUCAUGUUGUGUUUUUUAAUCGUUUGGAAGAGAGCCACUGUAGAGAAACCAACCAUUUGAUGCCUUUUAUAUCAAAUAAACAGAUGCAUAUUUUCAUUUUAAUUAGCUAUUUUCUGUUGAAUUAUCCAGUAGCCUAGUUUGAAAACAUGGAUGAACACUUUUCUCAAUGCCCAAUUGAUCUGAAGUCAACUGAAAGUAGAUAACGGACUACUCACACAAGGCUUCUAAAGUGGUUUUGUUUAAAAAGUCCCUAUUGAGAAAUACCCAUGUAGACAUGUGCUUACUGUUGUUUGUGUAAUUUUAUUCUAAUUAUCAAUAAAUACCACCAACUAAGAA